Molecule: messenger RNA, 1593 nt
Organism: Aspergillus heteromorphus CBS 117.55
Lineage: Eukaryota; Fungi; Ascomycota; Eurotiomycetes; Eurotiales; Aspergillaceae
Product: DNA primase small subunit
Exons: 2
Coding region: 92-1378 (428 amino acids)
Biological process (GO): DNA replication, synthesis of primer
Cellular component (GO): alpha DNA polymerase:primase complex
Source: RefSeq, a predicted model, not a curated record
AGUCAUCGCCAGGAAUAUAAAGGGGGUAUGUACUGAUUUUGGUCCAUUCAGGCCUGCUGCUGCUCCGGGGCCCCAGGUAGACACCGAAACCAUGCUUGCCUUCUAUCAGCGCCUUUUCCCAUUUCGCUAUUUAUUCCAGUGGUUGAACCACGGAAUCGUACCAUCGCCAGACUUUGGGAACCGUGAAUUCGCGCUCACGCUUCAAAAUGAUGCCUAUCUACGAUAUCAGUCAUAUGCGACUGCGGAUCUGUUCCGUAAGGAUAUUCUCCGCAUGAACCCCUCUCGAUUCGAAAUCGGACCCGUCUACAACACAAACCCACGAGACCGCAAGACGCUUCGAGGUGGCCAGAUGAAACCGAUAUCCAAGGAGCUGGUAUUCGAUAUUGAUUUGACCGAUUACGAUGACAUCCGAUCCUGCUGUACGAAGGCGAACAUCUGUGAGAAAUGCUGGACUUUUGUCACAAUGGCCAUGAAGGUUGUCGAUACGGCUCUACGGGAAGACUUUGGUUUCGAGCAUAUAUUAUGGGUCUACUCGGGUCGUCGUGGUGCCCACGCCUGGGUGUGUGACCCGCGGGCCCGCAGCCUCCCCGAUGAUCGCCGCAGAGCCAUUGCGGGCUACUUGGAUGUUGUGCGAGGUGGCAAUUCGAGCGGCAAGCGCAUCACUCUCAAGCGACCUCUUCACCCCCACAUGUCUCGCAGUCUCGACAUCCUCAAGCCGUACUUUGCGCAAACGACGCUAGUGGAACAGGAUACCUUCCUGAGCUCCGAGCAGGCGCAACGUCUCUUGUCGCUGCUCCCCGAUAAGAGCCUGAACGAAUCACUGCGCAAAAAGUGGGAAUCGGCACCGGGCCGCAGCAGUGCCAACAAAUGGGCCGAUAUCGAUGCCCUCGCCAAGACCGGCAAGAGCAGCACUCUCAACCCCACAACGCUGCGAGACGCCAAGCAGGACGUUGUUCUAGAGUACACAUACCCGCGCCUGGAUUCGGAGGUCAGCAAAAAGAUGAUCCACUUGUUGAAAAGCCCAUUUGUCAUUCACCCCGGCACUGGCCGCAUUUGUGUACCGAUAGAUCCUCGGAAAGCGGAAGAGUUCGACCCUCUCUCGGUACCUACGGUUACCGAACUGCUGGCUGAGAUUGACGAAUGGGAUGCGGAACAUCCCAACAAUGCAGGAGCGGAAGUCGCUGAAGGCGAGGGCAGUGUACCUGAGUCUGAUGCCCGGGGAGGUCGUAAACUCCAGGAUUACGAGAAGACAAGUCUAAAGCCGUACAUCGACUAUUUCCGCUCCUUCAUCGCCGGGCUUCUCAAGGAAGAGCGGGUUGGCAAGCGCGAGAGAAACGAGGACGUGGCUGAGGCGAAACCGGAGAGCAUGGAGUUCUAGUUCACCCUUUUCAUGUGGUUCACAUUGUCUUUUGGUCGUUGGUUCUGAUGAACACCCGAUGAUGGUAUGAUUUUGGCAGCGGGUAUGGAGUAUUAUUGACGGACUUGGACAUGCGGGAGUUUCACUUAUACUAUCCACUUAUAACCCUCUUCUUAGAAUGCUUCGAUCAUAUAUGAUCUUUGAUGUAAUUAAUGGACGCUUUUCAUUCAUCCCCU